Eremomyces bilateralis CBS 781.70 is the source of this 864-nucleotide messenger RNA. RefSeq lists its product as uncharacterized. Bases 1 to 864 code for a protein of 287 amino acids. The transcript has a single exon. NCBI's taxonomy places the organism in Eukaryota, Fungi, Ascomycota, Dothideomycetes, Eremomycetales, Eremomycetaceae. The record is from RefSeq and is a predicted model, not a curated record.
AUGCUAACUGACACUGAGAAGCCUGUCAAUCCACAUAUGACGAAGCGAAGCCGGGCAGCAAGGAAGCGUAAUCGACACAUUUUCCAUCAGGCUCGACAGGAUCACCAACUGGGCGGUGUCGACGUCUCCACUCAGACAGAGCAGAAUGACCGCAUCCUCUGCAGUGACUACCAAGCACCCCUGCCACUAUCACGAUACCCAGGCGGGCCCAAUCUCUGCACAGAGCCAGCUCAUCACCUAAGGGAGGUUAUCGCAUUGUUGCAUGGCUCGGAUCGUCGAUCUCCAAUGCCAUGGUUCCCCGGGCAGCGACAAGAUUGGCAAGCGCGUCGCUGCAUUCGGGUCUACAAGCACUUCGAACGGAAGAUGGAGAAAAUGGCUCGGCUGGAAAGUCAAGCAAGCAGUGUGAUUAUGCGAACGGGUCCGGAGACUCCGAGCAUCGAGCCAUACGUCUCUGACGAGCUCCUUGCCGAGUUCGUGAAAAAGGAGUCCGAAUCCGAUCACCCCGUUGAGCCUUACAUUUCCGACGAGCUACUUGCAGAGUAUCUGGAAACGAAGCGUGGCCACCCUGCCCGAUCCGAAUCUGAGUUCGAUUUCCUCGACCUAUGCUCUGACCUCCUUUCCUCGCCAUGGCUUUCUGUUCACGAUGUCUCAGAAUCUUCUGAUUAUGACAACGAUGACAUCCAUGCGUGGAAGCUGCUUGCUGAGAUUCCGGAAAGCACUCCUUGCAUGCGCAAUGUUACUCGCGAGGAGGCUAUCUCUUGCAAGCGUCCAGAGAGUGAUGGUUGUCAAGUUGAUGACAACGCUGCUAGGACCACACACAGAGCCGCAGCUAUGGGGAUUGACGAUUGGUGGGGGUGGCACUGA